AGAAGCAGAAGAGAGAGAAGUGCAUGGAUCGAAAGGUCGAGCGAGACACGAGGUGCCGAGUACUCGAUGGAACGACACCGCUGUGAACGGUGGAAUCGUUCAGUCGUCGGCGCGAGAUCCGCUACCGUUGACGUCUGAGCGUCCUCUCGCGAGGAUCACGCCAAGAGGAAUUCUCUUACUUCAGGAACGAACGAACAACACCCGACAGGAGCUGCUGACUUGCAUAGAACCGGUACGACCGCAUGGUGGGGUGAGUGCUCGUGGAAGAGUAGGAAAGAAACUGGUGUGUGUCGGUGGUGGGAGGAGGAACAAGUUUGAGGAGCAGAAAAGACUCGCAAAAUGUCGAAUAACAAGGACGUCAGCGCGUUUGCUGACGAGCGAAAGAUCGACAUCGAGAAGCCAUACUGGGAUCAGAGCACGUACAAGGGUAGGGCGCUACACUUCCUCACGGUCACGAACCCAUUGAAUCUAUUCCUCAGCGCCAAGGAGCUCGAGCACGCCCGAGACAUCGUCACAAAGUACAGAAAAGGAGAUAGCCUGGCACAAUUAAAGGUGACGCAGGACGAGUUAUGGAAAUGCAAAUACCGGUACGACAGCGCGUACCAUCCCGACACGGGCGAGAAAAUGUUGCCAAUUGGACGCAUGAGUGCCCAAGUUCCGAUGAAUAUGAUGAUCACCGGCUGUAUGUUGACGUUUUACAAAACGACAGCGCACGUCGUCAUUUGGCAGUGGAUAAACCAAUCGUUCAACGCGAUCGUCAAUUACACAAACCGCAGUGGAUCAAGUCCAAUCCCCAUGAACACGAUUUUACAAAGUUACGCCAUUGCAAGUGGAGGAGCUGUGAUGACAGCCCUCGGGUUAAAUCGACUUUUACGGAAUGCACCACCCUUGGUAGGUCGAUUAGUACCGUUCGCAGCAGUUGCCGCUGCCAACUGCGUAAACAUUCCCUUCAUGAGAAUGCCGGAGCUUCAAAACGGGAUCGAAUUACAAACGGAAGAAGGUACGAAGGUCGGCAGCAGUAGACGAGCAGCAAGCAAAGCCAUUGCCGCUGUUACUCUGUCUCGUAUUCUUAUGUCUGCACCGAGCAUGAUACUGUCGCCCAUUCUAAUGAAUUUCAUGGACCGACGACAAAUGUUACGUAACGCGAAAUGGGCAGUCGUCCCCAUACAAGUUUUAAUUUGCGGAGUCUGCCUGACGUUCGCCACUCCUCUUUGUUGUGCUCUGUUCGUACAACGAGUACCUAUUUCGGUGGACGAUUUAGAACCAGAUGUACGAGAUCAGGUGCUCUUCGCAAAUCCUAAUCUUCGAACAGUAUAUUACAAUAAAGGCCUUUGAACAAGUCGCAAGACUGAAAUGCUAUCGGGGAAAAUAUGUAAAAUUAAAGAAACGUAUCGCGAAGUGGAGAGUUUAAAUCGCGAUAUUUCUAUGCAUAAAAGUCACUGACGACUCAGAAGUGAUUCUAUUAGAAUCGAAAAACAUAUAAACAUAUAAAUAAAUAUGCAAACAUAUCCCCAAGCGCUAUUCGCUGAUAUUACGACUACUGCUCGUCGUAACUACCAAAUACCGCCAAGGAAAAGUAACGGAGACAAUAAAAUGGUACAAUAAAGUAACAUUUAUUGAAU
Messenger RNA from Bombus impatiens (common eastern bumble bee), 1622 nucleotides. RefSeq names its product sideroflexin-1 (gene Sfxn1-3). Gene Ontology annotation, molecular function: monoatomic ion transmembrane transporter activity. The transcript is spliced from 4 exons. Bases 340 to 1335 code for a protein of 331 amino acids. Gene Ontology annotation, cellular component: mitochondrial inner membrane. Gene Ontology annotation, biological process: monoatomic ion transport; serine import into mitochondrion. Lineage: Eukaryota; Metazoa; Arthropoda; Insecta; Hymenoptera; Apidae. The record is from RefSeq and is a predicted model, not a curated record.